AUGGGCGGGCGGGCGGGGGGCGGCGCGCCUACAUGUUGCGGGGCGGCCAACGUGGGGCCGCGGCGAGCGCAGGAGGGAGCGGCGGGGCCGGGAGGGCGCGGGUUCGAGUCCCGGCGGCGCCGCUUCGCAGUCCCGGCGGAAUCCGAGCCCCAACGGCAGUGGCGGGAGGAGGAGGAAAGCCGAGGAGAAGAAGAAGGGGCUGCGGAUGCCGGUGCCGUGAGGGUUUGGCGAUGCUGCAGGCGGCGAGGCGGCGCUGAGUGGCUCCUCCGCUCUGCUCCUGGGCUGCCCCCGCUGCUCCGCUGCGGCUCCGGACGCUCGGCGGGUGCCGGAUACAAAAUGGCGGGGCCGGUACCGGGCGGCGGAGGGGCGGCGGCGCUGCUGCUGCUGCCGGUGUCGGUGCUGCUGCUGCUGGGCUCGGUGCUGGGCUCGGCGGACCCCGCCGCCCCCUGCCCCGGGGGCUGCUCCUGCGACGCGGAGCUGCUGGGCUGCGGCGGGCUGGCGCUGCCCGAGGUGCCCCGGGACCUGCCCCGCUGGCCGCGACACGUAAACCUGAGCUACAACAAGUUGACGGAGAUUGAUCCUUCUGCCUUUGCAGAGCUCUUGAACCUGCAGGAAGUGAGACUGAACAACAACGAGCUGACCACCAUUCCCUCCCUGGGACCUGCAUCUUCCAGUGUCCGUGCCCUCCACCUGCAUCACAACAGGAUCCGUAGCAUUGAAGCAAGUCAACUGAAGCCCUACGUUACCCUGGAAACGUUGGACCUGAGUUUCAAUGACAUCACGGAAAUCCGAAACGGCUGCUUUCCACAGGGACUUCACAUAAAGGAGCUCUACCUGGGGAGCAACAGAAUCAGCACCCUGGAGCCUGGUGCUUUUGAUAGUCUGUCACGGUCCCUGCUAACACUUCGUCUGAGUAAAAACAGGAUCACUCAGCUUCCUGUCAAGGCGUUCAGGCUACCCAGGCUAAUACAACUGGAGCUGAACCGGAAUCGCAUCCGCCUGAUUGAAGGCCUGACGUUCCAGGGACUGGACAGCUUGGAAGUCCUGAAACUCCAGCGCAACAACAUAAGCAAAUUGACUGAUGGGGCUUUCUGGGGGCUAGCCAAGAUGCAAGUUCUCCACCUGGAGUAUAACAGCCUGACAGAAGUAAACAGUGGCUCUCUCUACGGCCUUUCAUCUCUCCACCAGCUUCACCUCAGCAACAACUCCAUAUCCCGCAUCAACCCCGAUGGCUGGAGCUUCUGCCAGAAGCUGCAUGAGCUAAUACUCUCUUACAACAACCUAACCAGGCUGGACGAGGGAAGCUUGGCAGACCUCGGGGGACUGCACGUACUGCGAUUGAGCCACAACUCCAUCAAUCAUAUUGCAGAAGGUGCCUUCAAGGGACUGAAAAACCUGCGCGUCCUGGAACUGGACCACAACGACAUCUCAGGCACGAUAGAAGAUACCAACGGAGCCUUCACAGGCCUAGAAAACCUGAGCAAGCUAACUCUGUUUGGAAACAAGAUCAAGUCGGUGGCCAAGAAAGCGUUCUCAGGGUUGGAGGCCCUGGAGCACCUGAACCUUGGAGAUAACGCCAUCCGCUCCAUUCAAGCAGACGCUUUUGCUAAGAUGAAGAGCCUGCGGCAGCUCCACAUAAACAGCGACAGCUUCCUCUGCGACUGCCAGCUGAAGUGGUUGCCCCCGUGGUUAGUGGAGAAGGAGCUGCAAUCCUUCGUGGUGGCCACCUGCGCCCAUCCUGAGUCACUGAAGAGCAAGAGCAUUUUUGCCGUCCUGCCAGAAAGUUUUGUGUGUGAUGAUGUCCCCAAGCCUCAGAUCAUCAUCCAGCCUGAGACAACGGUGGCAGUCCUCGGCAAGGACAUCCGCUUCACUUGCUCGGCUGCCAGCAGCAGCAGCUCCCCCAUGAUGUUUGCGUGGAAGAAGGACAACGAGAUGCUGCACAACGCCGAGAUUGAGAACUUUGCCCACGUGCGGGCGAAGGACGGGGAGGUGAUGGAGUACACCACCAUCCUGCACCUCCGCCACGUCACCUUCGCCCACGAAGGCCGCUACCAGUGCAUCAUCACCAACCACUUCGGCUCCACCUACUCCAGCAAGGCCCGGCUCACUGUUAAUGUGCUGCCCUCCUUUAUCAAAACUCCCCACGACAUCACCAGCCGGACAGGGACGACGGCGCGGCUGGAGUGUGCGGCUGAAGGAGACCCCACCCCACAGAUUGCCUGGCAGAAAGAUGGGGGCACCGACUUCCCCGCCGCCCGGGAGCGCCGCAUGCACGUCAUGCCCGACGAUGACGUCUUCUUCAUCACCGAUGUGAAGAUCGAAGACAUGGGCGUCUACAGCUGCACAGCUCAGAACCCCGCAGGGUCUGUGCUGGCCAACGCCACCCUGACUGUCCUGGAGACACCGUCUUUGAUCCACCCGCUGGAGGACCACGUGGUGUCUGUAGGUGAGACCGUGGCUCUCCAGUGCAAAGCCACGGGGAGCCCACCCCCGCGCAUCACCUGGCUGAAAGGCGACCAGCCCCUGGUGGUGACGGAAAGGCAUCACUUCACCUCCGGCAACCAGCUGCUCAUCGUCAGGAACGUUAUCCUGGAAGACGCUGGGAAAUACACCUGUGAAAUGUCCAACACCCUGGGGACGGAGCGCGCGCACAGCCACGUCAGCAUCUUGCAGUCCCUGGGCUGUCGGAAGGACCGUACCACGGUGGGCAUCAUCACCAUCGCUGUGGUGUGCAGCAUCGUGCUCACCUCCCUGGUCUGGGUCUGCAUCAUCUACCAAACCAGGAAGAAGAGCGAGGAGUACAGCGUCACCAACACAGAUGAGACUAUUGUGCCUCCAGACGUGCCGAGCUACUUGUCUUCACAAGGGACUCUUUCUGACAGGCAGGAAGCGGUCGUCAGAGUAGAUAACCAACAGCCUAACGGGCACGUAGACAGCAAUGAUGGUUCAUUUGUUGCAGGUAUGUGUCAGACUGAUGCUGGAAGGUGUCCAGAUGUUGAAGCUCCCACUGUAGGCUGCAGACAGCCAAAGCUAUGUAUCGGCUAUAAUAAAGACACUUGGAAAACUGAAGACAUGGCUGAUGGAAUGCUUGUUCCAGAUAAGACAGGCUACGGCCUGCCAGUCGUGUGCGCGGACUGCAGCGGCAGCACGGACAGCAUGAACGUCCACAUUUACCCCAGGGAGCCGGAGUACUACUCCGAAGGCCUUAAGACUCUGGAUAACACCUACCACAACGCACUGAGCAGCAAGGAGCGGAGCAGGAAGAGGGCUGCAGGCACCGGCCUUCUCCACCCGCAGCAGUGCAAUGGGAUCGCCAGCGGCAGGAGGACGGAAACGGACGGGACCCUGUACCCCAGCAACCACGACAGGAUAGGGCCCGGGAGCACAACCAGCCCGCUGCUAGCAGACAAACACGGCUCUUCACAAUCAGUAGCAAAGCCUUCAGAGCUUAACAACCUGAAUUUGGUGAGAGCUUCACCAUCAGGAGGGUCACUAAAGCAACUGAACGUGCUUCCUGAAGCUUCCCCAACACUACUGGACUUGCAGAGCGAAGCAGAAGUGAAACAGGCUCUCCUGUCCAACGGCUACGCACCCACGGCGUGCGACUCCAUUCCUGAGUUCAAGCCACCAAACAGAUCGAUAGACUGAGAGGACAGACUGCCAUGUGCAAAUUAACAAACACGCUAUUAUUAUUAUUAUUAUUUUUUGCACAGAGUAUAUAGGCUACUUACUUCUACCUCAAAUCCUGAACUGAUGACCUGUCAAAGGCAACACAGCUGAGGUAUGAGAAACAAGCUUGUAUGGGGAACAAACUCCUGUUCGAGCGUCAUCUGUCUGUACAUAGUUUAAAACUUCCCUGAGAAGUAUGAAGCGUUCAAAAGUUGACUUGCAUAUGAAGCACAUAAAUGCAAGGGAUUAUUGUGUAAAGAGAAAAGUAUUUGAUACAAUUGUACAUAAGAGUUUUCAUAUAUAAAUAUAUAUAUAUAUAUAAAUAUAUAUAUAUCUUUUACAGAGGCUAUUUUAAUCUUUAGUGCAUGGAAAACUGAGUGAAAUUUUACAAUUUUGGCAAUAUUGUUUUCAGUAUCAGGUUGCUGUUAAACUUCGUGAGAGAAAUAAUUCUGGUGCCUUAAAUGCAUAAGCAGAACUUUAAAAAGCCAGACUGUUCCAAAGGGAUUGUCCUCUUUUCAAUGGAAGUUCCUUUAAAUCAAGGAUCAAUUGGGUUACUUAGCACAAAUUUCCUUCCCCUUUGAAAUUUAUUGCACUUAACACGUUUAAACAGAGAUCUGCAACUGUUUCAAAUGAAGUUUAUACGAAAAAAAACAAACAAGCAGUGAGAAAUUACAUAGCAACCUGAUUUUCUCCUGUUUGUGGAAGAACUUAAAUUCCCUUAGUUUUCAAAAUUGCAGAAAAAUUAGUAUUUGAACUGUGACUGUGCUACAUUAGAGUGGACCACACAAGCAGCACUAAAUAAUUCAGCAACAGGGCAGAGCCCCAGAACUACCCUGCUAUCAUGGCUGGUGAACAGCCAUUACCAAAAUAAAUAAUUCAUGCAGUAAACUGUGGGGUGGUCCCAGACAUUGCACCCUGCAAAAGCCUCCUAGCAGAAGGCAUUAUCUGCCCACACGUGCUCUUACAGCCCUGCUCACCUACAGAGCCCAGUGCAGACAUUUCCCCCCGAACGGACACAGCUUCACCUGUACAAGGUGCGCCUGGUGAGCCAGCCUGGCCCUGUGAAGCAGAAGGAACAACCUUGGCCAGUACAAUGCAUUUGCUACCCAAGAAAAACACAUCUAUUCUGGAGGGAGUUUGAACCCGUGCAGCUGUUUUGACAACAAAACCUAGGCCAACAGCUGUGCCAUGAAUUCAUACAAUGCUUUUACCUUUUUUUCCUACAACCCAGCAUUAGGCUUUCUUGUUUGACACCACUACCCUGAGCUGCAGCCAGACUCUGUAUGUGAAUGUACCCGCCUCAAAUGAAUUACGGUGCUCCGUGCAGCAAUGCUAAGCAAUGCAGAAAUACCCUCACUUAGAAGGGAAACUGUGUAUUUAGGGUUGAAAGUUCUCUUUUAAAUGGAAAUGUCCCAAAUAUUUUAUGUGGUCUUUUAAGUUCAUCCAUGAACGGGGGAAAAAAAAUACCUACGUUGGUGAAACAGAUCUUUGUCACGUCUAACUUCACUACAAAGCUUUUUGUUCCUAGAAAGGCUGCUUUCUGUUGGUACCUGUGGAUGGAGGACUCCCUUCCAGCUAUUUGUAAUUUGAGUUCUGCUAAUACGCGGUUGCUAACCCUGGUGAUGACUACUUUGGGGAAAGGUUUUUUGGGGGAGUUGUUACUUUUUUCCUUAGGAGCAACACAAACGCCAGUCCCACUGAAGCAGAGUCUAGUGGAAAUCCACCUUUGUUAGGGCUGUGGCUCAAAACAAGCGCUAGAAAUAGGGGCAGAAAGGCUGCAUUUGGGGUUCAGAUUCAUUACUUCUGGAUCUGCCUGAGCCCUACCACGCAAAGAAGCUGCACGCUGCCCUGCACCAGCACAGCACCCAUUCAUUUUAAGCUGUUCAUGCCCAACCUUAGCUCAAGAAGCCACCACCUCCCCUCAGGGAAGGACCUCUGCCUUUUGCCUAGCAGCUGGGGGGAGUCUGGCCGCAAGCUAUCCCCCCGAGCCCCCCGUUAAUGAAGCAAGGCGUAAUUGAGCCACGUACCUGUCUGUACCAGUCCUGACCAUUGACGCAUUUGCACUUUGAGACAGGUGGCUAACGAUGUUGAGUGCCAAGCCUACUCCAAGAAAAGGAAGAGGACGUUAGACAAUUAUAAACCGAGCGCGUUUUUCCCUUUAGUCAAGGGCUAAAGGAACCAACUGACAAGGGGAAAACAGUGGGACCGGGAAGAGGGGGAAAGACCGACCCAACUGCCUCCUUGGGCUGGCGACGCGUCAUCACCACUGCAGACACAAAGCAUAUUUGCCACGUUAACAUUUGCAAAUGAUGUUUCUAAAUAAAGUUAACUGCCUAACGUUAUGACUUCCACUAAAUAUGUGAAUUUGCUGCUUCUAAGAGGCAAUGUGAAAGAGGAAGUAUUACUUUUGUGUACAAAGUUAUUUAUUUAUUAGAAAAUUUGGUACAAUGUUGUACAUUGACAAACAUGUAAGAUAUUGAAGUGUCUAACAAAUGGCAUUGAAGUGUCUUUAAUAAAGGUUCAUUUAUAAUAUUACA
Messenger RNA from Anas platyrhynchos (mallard), 6206 nucleotides. RefSeq names its product leucine rich repeats and immunoglobulin like domains 1 (gene LRIG1). Gene Ontology annotation, molecular function: protein binding. NCBI's taxonomy places the organism in Eukaryota, Metazoa, Chordata, Aves, Anseriformes, Anatidae. The record is from RefSeq and is a predicted model, not a curated record.